AAUAUUUCUCUACAUCGUGUCAAACUACCAAAAAUCAUCUUGCGAUGUGUUUGUCAGUGCGUUACAAAACAAACAGCAGACUCACCUAUGUUUAUAUAUCUUGUUUUUGUUGUGGUCCGAUAAGAUACAGUAUGAUAGCGUGUCCUUAAUUUCGUGUUAAGUGAAGUGUUUCUUGCGAUAUAUCCGUAAAUUAAGGCAAACAGGCGUUAACAUGGGAUCGGGCCGCUCAGAUGAUGUUACGAGAGUGACACAAGUUGGUAUGAACAGGAAUCCAGUCACUGAUGACAUCGGUGUGAACCAAAGCGCAGACCUCUCCAGAUGCUACCCCCGGGGCCAGCCCGGUUCUGAUAGAACGCCCGAUAACCACAAAAUAUCGAAGAGUGGUCAUCAUGGAAGCACAUUUCUGGAAGAGCGAGACAGUAUGCAGAAGAAGAGGAAACAAAUUGUUGUAUUGCCAUUGGAUGCUGUGGACCUUGACAAAGAAAUUGCAGCAGUAAUGAAAAAUCAGAUCUUGACAGUGACAAAAUUUAUGAAGGUUGGAUUCCUUGGCCGAUGGGAACCAGAAAUUGAGGCCGCUCUUAGCUACAUAAUUUGGAAGCUAUCUGUUGAGAAGAAUCACACUACUUUUGGUAUGCAAUUAUUGGGAACAAGAUUUGCUGGUCAACCUAACAGACAGCGAUUGGUAAUGUUGGCCGUAUUGACUAUCGGCUCACGUUACUUCAAGCAUCGCUGGCCAGAUAUUUCCAGGCAAUGGAAAUUGGGACCUCAGGCUCAGCGAGCAGUAGACUGGAUAGAGACAACAGUGUUGAUUCUGCAGUUCUUAAACUUACUGCUUUUCCUACACCAAGGUCGCUAUCCGACACUCACUUCACGCCUGCUGGGCCUUCAUGUUGAACCUGUUAGGGUGACUCGCAGGGUUGGAUACUCCUUCAUGGUCCGUGAGCUGCUGUGGCAUUCUUUUAGUGAGAUUUUAAACCUUGCACUGCCACUUAUUAACACUAUUACGAUACGCCGAUGGUUUAACUGGCUAAGAAGAAAUCGGGGUACAAGUGGAAGAUAUCAACAGCCAAUUGUCAACCCUGUUUUUACAACAACAACACGGUGUGCUGUUUGUAAUGAGCCUCCUAUUCAGCCACAAUGUAUUGGGUGCACUCACGUUUUCUGCUACUACUGUGUGCAGGCUAAUGUGCUUGCAGACCCACAGUUUGAGUGUCCACUCUGCGGUUUUUGUAGUGAUGGUACUGUCAGAAAUGUUCCACUGUAAUUGUGAUACACAGCAUAAAAUGUACAAAAAUGGAAAUAUUUUCCAAUAAAGCUUUUUCAAGUAUUGUA
Messenger RNA from Schistocerca piceifrons (Central American locust), 1332 nucleotides. It is a transcript of the gene Pex2, whose product is annotated as peroxisome biogenesis factor 2. Bases 212 to 1264 code for a protein of 350 amino acids. Gene Ontology annotation, cellular component: peroxisomal membrane. The transcript has 7 exons. The record is from RefSeq and is a predicted model, not a curated record. NCBI's taxonomy places the organism in Eukaryota, Metazoa, Arthropoda, Insecta, Orthoptera, Acrididae. Gene Ontology annotation, molecular function: zinc ion binding. Gene Ontology annotation, biological process: protein import into peroxisome matrix.